This is a messenger RNA of Tarenaya hassleriana, 995 nucleotides long. Its product is annotated as RNA-binding protein 42-like. The transcript is spliced from 6 exons. Gene Ontology annotation, molecular function: mRNA binding. Bases 116 to 859 code for a protein of 247 amino acids. The record is from RefSeq and is a predicted model, not a curated record. Lineage: Eukaryota; Viridiplantae; Streptophyta; Magnoliopsida; Brassicales; Cleomaceae.
UAAUGUUGCUUCUCACGAGUCUUUUCGUUUUUUCUCGUCUAGAAUCAGAAACUUUUCUGGGAACCAAACAAGCGUGAAGCAAGAUUUCUCAUCUUGAGUUUUCAUCUCAACGACAAUGUCGAUCGCGCCUCCUCCAGCUCCGAUUCCCAUGGCUGCAGCGGUUUCGUCUUCGUCUCAGUUCCCGUACGCCGACGCUUCGUACUUUCCGGUGGCGUACCAGUCGUCCCUUCCGUACGUUGCGCAUGCGGCUCCGUCUUCGGUCUCCGUGGUAGCGCCGGUUUACUCCGCUCCGGUUUCAUCGAUUGCUCCGAUCGCCGGUGCUUAUCCGCUUCCUCAAUAUCAACAGGCCCAACAGCUAUUUCAAAGGGAUGCACAAAUAAUUACCCCUGAAGCUCUUCAGACUGUGAAAGCAGCUCUUGCAAGCAGUGAAGCUGAGGGUAAAGCAGAAGCCAAGAAGAAAGCUAUACCUCGUAAAGCUGCUGGGCAGCAUUGGGAGGAUCAAACACUUGCUGAUUGGCCAGAAAAUGACUACCGCCUCUUCUGUGGUGAUCUUGGUAAUGAGGUGAAUGAUGAUGUCCUUUCAAAGGCGUUUUCACGUUAUCUCUCAUUUAAUAUGGCCAGGGUUAUUAGAGACAAGCGGACUAGCAAGACCAGAGGGUAUGGUUUUGUUAGUUUUGCAAAUCCUGCUGAUCUUGCAGCAGCUCUCAAAGAAAUGAACGGUAAAUAUGUUGGGAACAGACCGAUCAAACUCCGGAAAAGCACAUGGAAACAGAGAAUAGACUACGAGGUCCUCGAAAAACUGAAGAACCAGAGCCAGAAGAAACCAAAGCCGCCGAAGAAGAGUGUGCUUCACAAGUGAUGUGGUCGGCUGGGGACAUGAUGUAUCAAACUGAAACUAACAUUUUUAUUUGUAUCAAAGCAAGAAUUUGCUCAAAGAAAAUAUUUGUGUGAGAUCAGAGCUGUGGAUUUGCGUUGGUGCAUAUUUUUGUCUCUAA